This is a messenger RNA of Candidula unifasciata, 298 nucleotides long. NCBI's taxonomy places the organism in Eukaryota, Metazoa, Mollusca, Gastropoda, Stylommatophora, Geomitridae. The record is from the annotation of a GenBank genome assembly.
CAUGCGAGCAAAGACAUGCAACCGGCAUGAAAACACAGCCCUUCUCAAGAUUAAGGGUGUUAUCACCAAUGGGGAGACAGAGUUUUACCUGGGCAAGAGAUGUGCUUAUGUAUACAAGGCAAUGAGACUGACUGCAUGCCCAGGACACGACAAGCCUAGCCGCCUGCUUGUAAUCUGGGGUAAAGUGACCCGCCCCCAUGGUAACGGUGGUGCAGUGAGGGCAAAGUUCAGGAAGAAUCUGCCCAACAAAGCCAUUGGCAAACUCAUUAGAGUGGUGCUGUACCCAUCCAGAGUCUAA